AUGGCGGCCUCUCACACUCGCGCUGGUAGCAGGGUAUCGCUAGGGCAGGGCGAACAGGACCUACCCAAUGGCUCUUGCAACUACCGUGACCUCAGCACCGGCUCAAGCGCGCCAGUAUGCGGCUGUACGAGAUUUUGGCUGAAUGUAUGCCACUUCAACGCGAAUGAUGGGGGUGUCGAGAGAGCAUGGUGCUUCUGCGGCCAUCAUGCUUGCUUCCACAAUGCGUUCAGCCAGCAGCAGGAAGAGCGGGGGCAGACAAUUGCGGGCAGUCGCAUGGGAAAUACACAGGCUGUGAGCGAGCGCAACGGGAGCGAUGCUGUGGGAGGUGCCCAGGGCUUCGUAACGCCUGCGAAACCUCUUGCGGGCUUGGGGAUACGGCCGGACUCUCGGCAGCAGACGGAGAGCAUAAACACUCGAGUCUUCCAGGCUCUCAACGAGUUUGCGCGCAACCAGGAGGAUGGAGAACAAGCCAUGUCCGACGCAACGUCCAAGCUGCCAUCAACGAAUGCCCCAAGCCUUGUAGAGGAGCCAUGGAAUGGCUAUGAGCCAGUGGCACAUCAAGCAUCACAGCAGUACCGUCCCAUGGCACCACCUGUCAAUAUACCACCUGGCCCGCAUGCUCGACAGAACGAAGAGUACAGCGCCACAGAAGUGGAUACGCCAAGUAUCGCAGGCACACCAGAUUUCCGUGCUCUGAUGUCGUGUUCCAGUAUUCGACCGUCUCCAGGACAUCUUCGACCAGGCCGCCUGGAAUUCCCACGGCCGCGGCCGCGUACCGAGCCUCCUCACACGACGGACGCGACAACCAGUCGACCCUUUCGCCCCGAGAGGCCGCAUCCAGUAGCCACAACUGUGCCGGACCUUCAAAAUAUCAUUGAGACGUACGGUCGUCGGCUUAACGUCCUGGAAAGCCUAUCAUUCUCUCAUGUGCCGGUAGAGGAAAUACAAGACCGCUUUGAGCAUUUCGAUGGCAGGAUCCUGGAUCUAGAACAAUGGCGUGCCGAUCGCGACCAGAAUCAGCUGAGCCCAGACCCUGCUGCCAGUUCGAGCAGUAAGCGAAGACGUAUGCUUCCGCACGAGACAAGCUCCUUCGACUCCGACGGGUCCUUCGAUCUCAACGCCGCCGCGCACACCGAAGCUGCCGUCCUCGCUACCCUAGCCGCAAAUGCAGAGACCCAUCCCAGGAUCGACGCACUGGAAGGUCGAGUACAGCAACUCGAGACCGCAGCUUUGCCUUCUUUCGCUCGGCCAUGGCAUGUCCAAGUCGUUCUCCUCCCAUGGGGCCGCGAUCUGAAGGGUAUAUGGUUUUCGGCGGCGGAGGCGACUCAAAGGUCGAUGAAAGCCAGCACGCAGCUUUCCGAGGAGUGGACGGGCGCUCAAUCUGCGCCAAAGCUUUCCUUCAAAUCGACCAAAAGCGGCGCCUGGACUACGGAAUCUAUUGAAGCCUGGGCCAACGAGGCAUCAGAGUGGCUCUCUCCAAAGGCGUGUGGUCCCAGCGGCGACGUGUUCCAACGGCUUGCCAGUCGUGGUCUUGUUCGCGAAGUAACCUUGGGCGAGCCUGACGCUCGUCACAUCAACAAUGCGAUCCGCGAUGCGUUGGGAGAACUUGCGAUCAGCACGAGCGAGACCAACUUUGGGGGUGAGGAGCUUAAGGGCUUUCAAGGGCUUAAAGAAUCCUUCAUACCGUUGCGCAAGGUCAGGAAAUCUGCUCGGCUACGGUUUUUGAGUCCUGCUGAGUUGGUCACAUCCGCGAGCUGGACUGCAUCUUUCCUAGACUCGAGCGUGUUCAUGAAGGUCGGCGAUGGGCAAAGGAGACUCUACGUCACUACACCAGAUGCCUACAUCCAGCCCAACACAGCCGACUCGUGGACUUGGAGGCGGCUACGUGAGAUGCCUGUCUUCGAGGCAAGCAUAGAAGAACAGGCUGCCCGAGCAGAAAACAUUGCGAUAGAGGCAUGCUGGAGCUUCAACGAGCGCCUUGAUCGAGCCGUCAGUCUGCAUUCGUCGUUCGCCUCUCAUGAGUCUCAAUGGAGCACUCGAAGCCUUUUUGCAGCCGACGACGCAGACAUGCCGAACGACCGCGCAUCUUCUCCGCAAUCCGAACUCCGGCCACAUCGACAAAGAACUGCAUCGUUGCCUGAGUCCAGCGAAGCUGCAGGAGAAGCCAAGGCAGCCUUACCCAAACGAAGAGUAGCCUCUUUCGAGCCCGUCGCAACCUGCGCAGACGAGCACGGCGUCGAGACCACUGCGAAGCGCCGCCGCAUCUCCAUCUCCCCUGAGGCUGAGCGGAGAGGUGUCAACUUCACCCCGCGAUGGUCGCGCGAGCCUCCUUCACCGUUCACUUCUGAAGCUCCAAUCGAAGCAAGGAGUCAGGGAGCGAGCAGCAGCCGCAAGCGCGGCACGACACCGUUUGCGUAUGCUACACCGCACAGCAACAACAACUUCGUCGGACGUGUGGAGCUUGGGAGCGGUGACGGGGAUACCGAAGUCGCCACGGAUAUUAUGGAUCGAGGCGGUGAGGAAGAAUGGGAGGGUGUCGAUGACGGAGCAACGAACCCCAGCGACGAUGCCAGCGUUGCGCAGGAGGGUGAUAUCGAUGACAAUGAGUUGGAGAUCUAUGAGGAUUGA
Molecule: messenger RNA, 2628 nt
Organism: Saxophila tyrrhenica
Lineage: Eukaryota; Fungi; Ascomycota; Dothideomycetes; Mycosphaerellales; Extremaceae
Exons: 1
Coding region: 1-2628 (875 amino acids)
Source: RefSeq, a predicted model, not a curated record